CAUUUAUUUAUUUUCGUGUACACAAAUUGAUUGUUUAUAAAAUAAAGUAUAAAAGUCGCAGCCUAUUUUGUCACCAUGUCUCAUUAGGUUUUCAGCUGGAAUCUUGCAAAGAUGAACAGCUCCAAAGUUAUCGUUACUGGUGCACCGCGGUUUGUGAUCUCGCGAUCGCUGGUUUUUAUAUUGUGUUCACUAUGCAUAGCUAAAACGGUUGUAGCUGCAGGUAUAUCAAUGGAUCGGACAUUAGGCGAAAGUGGAUACGCCAACGAAAAUACCGACCUGAGCCUUGAAAGUCGCAAAGUAGAGCCAGCAGAGAUAAGUGAAGAGGAGGACUUUAUACCACAACUGAGAAGAUACGAUGGAGCUCAAGUUUGGAGAAUUGUAGUUCAAAAUGACCAAGAGAAACAAGCUGCUGAAGAACUUUUAGAAAAAUACGAUGGACAAGUUUGGAAAGAGGUAAAAGCUGAGGUAGACUACUUGUUGAAGCCAAGUGUCCUAACUGAAGCCGAAGAAUAUUUGCAAACAGCAAAUCUCUCAAGAAUCAUUCUAAUUGACAAUUUACAAAAAGUCAUCGAAGCCGAAAACCCACCCAUGGAAGAAAUCGAAAAUCUACAAAAUCGAAAGGGACACCGCCUAACAUGGAAGGCAUACCAUCGUUUAGACGAUAUUUAUGGUUUCGUUGACUACUUGGCUAAAACAUAUCCAGACUUGUGUACAGUUGAGACAAUUGGCUACUCACUUCAAAAACGCCCACUCAAGCUUCUCAAAGUAUCAAAUGGAAAUGCUGAAAAUUCCGCCAUUUGGAUUGACGCUGGCAUUCAUGCCAGAGAAUGGAUUGGCCCCGCUGCAGUGACAUAUGCUCUAAACAAUAUUGUCGAAGGAUGGGAUGACCUCCCUGCUUAUAUGAGAAACGUCGAUUGGUAUUUUUAUGUUAUGGCAAAUCCCGAUGGAUAUGAAUACACUCACACAACCGACAGAAUGUGGCGUAAAAAUCGACGCACAUCAGGCAGACAAUGUCCGGGGGUGGAUUUGAAUCGUAAUUUUGGAUAUGCUUGGGGUGGAAAGGGUACAUCGGCAGCUCCAUGUUCGGAAGUCUUCCGUGGGCAAAAGUCUUUCUCGGAACCCGAGUCGAUGGCUAUUGCUGGUUUUAUAACUAAACAACCGAAGGGAUUUUUCAAGGCAUAUUUAACGUUCCACAGUUACGGACAGUAUAUUUUGUAUCCAUGGGGACAUGAUUCAAUUUUAACUACAGAUUCAAGUGAUUUGGAUCGUGUGGCACGUGAGGCAGCAACGAAAAUCUCUCGGUCCAGUAGUACUAGAUAUACAGUCGGUUCAUCAGCACGAACUUUGUAUCCUGCUGCAGGUGGGUCGGAUGAUUGGGCUAAAGGUGUUGCCGGAAUUAAAUAUUCAUAUACAAUUGAAAUGGGCGACACAGGUCGUUAUGGAUUUGUUUUGCCAGCUAGUUUGAUUGAGAAGAAUGCUAAAGAUGGUUACGUGUUUGUGGAGACAGUAGCAAGGACUGUGACCAAAAAGCGCAGUAUUUAAAGUUUACAUAAUAAUUAAAGCAAUAUAGUGUAAAAUAUUAAUUUAUUUUUGAAUUGAAAUUAAGUUUAAGUUAACAGAGAUGUGAUGAUAAAAGUUUGUUUUUAAUUUA
Episyrphus balteatus (marmalade hoverfly) is the source of this 1651-nucleotide messenger RNA. RefSeq names its product carboxypeptidase B-like. Lineage: Eukaryota; Metazoa; Arthropoda; Insecta; Diptera; Syrphidae. Gene Ontology annotation, biological process: proteolysis. Gene Ontology annotation, molecular function: metallocarboxypeptidase activity; zinc ion binding. The transcript has 6 exons. The record is from RefSeq and is a predicted model, not a curated record. The coding region runs from base 112 to 1542 and encodes 476 amino acids.